AACAAAAGAGGAGCAGUUCAGUGAUCGGCCACAAACGGUCACAGGGCGUGCGCGCGCACGAUCGCGAAUAAACAUAAUCACCGCUAAAUAAUACGCGACUAACUGCUCGCGAAUUGUCCCACAAUUACGCGCUGCAACAUCCUGUGCUUCUGCCUCGUUGCCUACCUUUUAUUCCGACUCAACUGACACACAAACCACAAUCCCAACCGAACCACUAACCAACAUGCUCCUAAUCCUCCUCCUCGUAGGAACCACCUACGCGCAAAUCGACGGAGAAUUCUGGUGGCUCAAUGACAAACUCGCCCAAAUAAAAGGCCCUAUCCCAAACCCAACGUACGAAGAAGUCAGCGAAUUUGAGAAUGAUGAAACUGACAAGGUAGUCUUCAAUGAUGACAACGCGAAUGAAGCUAGGAGCAACGACAAAUGGAACGUUCGCUUUCAAGAUCAUACCAAGUUGACAUGGCCUAAUGAACGUGAAGCUAAAGCAACUAUUCUACCAAGUACUGUAUCAAGCGCAAGUAAAAUUGAUACAACAACCGGAGAUAUUCUCGAUUUCAAAUUCCCUGACGAUAAGUUCAUUUGGAAAGACGUCACCAAUACUAACAGACAUACCUUACCACAACCAACUCCUACAAACAGCAGCGAAGCAAAUACAAAUAAGAAUAAAACUGUUUUGAUCACUGACAAGGUGACUUUCAAAGUGUAUAAAGAAGAGACUACUCAAGUACAAAAUAUAUGCACUUAUUUGAAGAAAGCUGAAUGCAAGAGCAGAAAUGGUGUCGUUUAUAUUAAACGGAACAGGGUACCUCCUAAGAAGACACAAAGCGAUUCCCAGUUCAUUUGCUGCAUCCUUCCCUUGCCGUCGGAGAAGCCAUCUAAAAUUUACUUCGCCAACGACUUCCCAGUCAAGCGCUUCAGAAGAUCUACUAAGAGCGGCGACAUGUCAACAGCAUUAAAGCAAAGGCUGGCUUUAAUGCGUCGUAGGUUUCCAGUUCCAACCCGGAAAGUCAAGACUCCAACGCUACCUGCUCCUGCUAAAGUAACCCAUAAGAUUGUCACCCCUGACGAAGAUUAUGUAGACCCUUAUGCAAAUAUCAAAAACUCGAACUUUAAGAAAUCGUACGUAACUAGCAAUCCGUACCCGAUUAAUACUGGAACGAAGUAUGAAUAUGGUAACCAAGAUUAUGUUGAAGACUAUGUAGUUGAAUUGCCAAGGCCUGGUCUAGUCGGGCUGUAUUCUGACCAUGGGCCUGGCUCAAGCUGGACUUAUGUUAGUCGUGGGAAAACUGAUUCGCCUUACAGUACAGUAGAUGAUAAUGACGAUGUGGACGAUGAGGCUCCGGGAUACUCCACGUUUGAUCCCAGGCUAGUUGAUCGUCAAUCUAUCGGAACCGCUAGACCACCACACCAGAGACCAGGAUUUUUAUCUGAAGACUCAGACGAAGUCUCAUACGACAGUCAAAUCCACACAGUGAACUACCACGGACAUCCAGACUUUCAUAUCCUUCAAGGUUUCAAGCUCCUCAACUUGGUACGAAACACAAGUAGAGUCUACACCAAGAAUGGUCGAAGGACUACCACGACGGAAAGGGUGGCGGAUAGUUCCGAAUGCGUACACACGAGACCGAUAAUGGUACAUUCUGAAGAGGAUUCUGAAUAUGAUGAUGUGUUUGAUGUUAAUGAGAAUGUUUUCAAAGAUUGCGGCAAAGCUGUGAAGGAUCCGUUGAAGGAAUGUGAUCAUGACAAGCAAACUGGAGAAGCAGACGUGGGAUCUCAUCCAUGGCUAGCGCUAGCAGUUCUAACGAAAAGUCCUCAAAGCAUUUUAUGUUACGCCUCUCUAGUAAAUCCGCGCGCUGCUGUCACUGCUGCCGAUUGCGUCUAUGGCCGGACUUCUCCAGGAGAAGUAACACUCUUAGCCGGUAUUUGGGACCUAGAAGACGACAGCAGUGUAAGAACACAACAGCGCAUGGUUCAGAUCCACAUCGACAACCAGUACAAGGCUGGCAACUUAGCUCACAACUUGGCGAUGCUGCACUGGAAGCGACCUCUAAAGCUGGGAGUGAAUGUUCAGCCGGCUUGCGUAGCAGACCCUCACGUGGGUGACACUUGCAAGUUCGUGGGCUGGGGCGGGUACGACCAAGCCAUUAGACAACGGCCGCGGUGGCAGCGAGCGUCGAUCCUGACUCCGCGCCAGUGUAAUGACAGGCUCUCGUCCAGUAAGCAUCGGGUCACACUCCCGGUUGAUACUUUCUGCGCUUCCAUUGAGUCCAGGGCAUCUGUGACAGGUGUUGGCGGUCCACUAACGUGCAACAUAGGCGACCGGCACUCAGUGGUGGGCGUGGCUGUAUGGCGAGAUACAGCCCUGGUGCUUCUACCUGUCCAUGACUGGGUCGUGCAAGUUAUCGCUGCGCUCCGUAUACGAUGAACAAGCUAUUGACUAAUCAUGGCCUCACUACGCGAUCACGAGCGGCUCGUCGUCUGAGAAACCGUGGAUUGGAGGCACGUCGUCAUCAUCUGAAAAAGAGACGAAUGGUUACAUUUUAUAUCCUCGUAAUUUACUGUUAGGCAAAAAAGAACUCAAAAAGUGGAAAAGUCGGCCCUUUAAAACAAUAUAUAUAUGAGAAAACGGAACGAUACUGUAAUAUUGCCACUUUAUAAUUUUCAGUUGGAAUGGAGUUGCAUUUUUUAUUUUAAUUUAUUCAUUUCAAAUAAAAAAAAAACUUUUAUUAAAGCCUUCUUUAGAGUCUGAAUCUGAUGUUUUGCUGUAAUUAACUAACUCAUAUCUUUAGUACAAAGUAGUAUAAAAUAUAAAUACGGACAAAGUGCCAAAAAUAAUGUGUAUAAUUAUACGGAAAUACACAUAGUUUUGAAACUUUAUACACGUCCACAUUUUCAUACCAUUUUGGCUGUACAGUCAACGUCAUUAUGCAUAUAAAUUACUUUUGAAUAGUAUUCUUAAAAUAAGUUUAGGUCGUUUACUUUAGUGGUAGUGUUUGUCUGUUUUGUAUUUUAAUUUUAAUUAUAAAAUAUUUUCAAGCC
Leguminivora glycinivorella is the source of this 3039-nucleotide messenger RNA. RefSeq lists its product as uncharacterized. Gene Ontology annotation, molecular function: serine-type endopeptidase activity. Bases 224 to 2425 code for a protein of 733 amino acids. The transcript has 9 exons. Gene Ontology annotation, biological process: proteolysis. The record is from RefSeq and is a predicted model, not a curated record. Lineage: Eukaryota; Metazoa; Arthropoda; Insecta; Lepidoptera; Tortricidae.